Molecule: messenger RNA, 1972 nt
Organism: Grus americana (Whooping crane)
Lineage: Eukaryota; Metazoa; Chordata; Aves; Gruiformes; Gruidae
Gene: CCN1
Product: cellular communication network factor 1
Biological process (GO): signal transduction
Cellular component (GO): extracellular region
Molecular function (GO): protein binding
Source: RefSeq, a predicted model, not a curated record
AGCCGCAUUCCUGGGAUGCCGCGAGCGCUGGACACGGCCGCGGCCCGGAACGCGCGACGUCAGCGCCGCGGCGCACGCGGCGGCCCCGCGCCCCAUAUAAGGCGGUCGCGCCCGCCGCUGCCUCAGACCGCGCCGGCCCCGCUCGCGCUCGCAGCCUCCCGCCGUCCCUCGCUUCCCGCACCGCCGGCGCUAGACAUGGGCUCCGCGGGCACCCGCCCCGCUCUGGCGGCCGCUCUCCUCUGUUUGGCCCGCCUGGCUCUGGGCUCGCCCUGCCCCGCCGUCUGCCAGUGCCCGGCGGCCGUGCCGCAGUGCGCCCCGGGCGUGGGGCUGGUGCCGGACGGCUGCGGCUGCUGCAAGGUCUGCGCCAAGCAGCUGAACGAGGACUGCAGCCGGGCGCAGCCCUGCGACCACACCAAGGGGCUGGAGUGCAACUUCGGCGCCAGCCCCGCCGCGCUGAAGGGCAUCUGCAGAGCACAGUCUGAGGGGAGACCGUGUGAAUAUAACUCCAAAAUCUACCAGAAUGGCGAAAGCUUCCAGCCGAACUGUAAACACCAGUGUACGUGCAUAGAUGGAGCUGUGGGCUGCAUCCCGCUCUGCCCGCAAGAGCUCUCUCUUCCGAACCUGGGCUGUCCCAGCCCCAGGCUGGUCAAAGUCCCCGGGCAGUGCUGCGAAGAGUGGGUCUGUGAUGAAAGCAAGGAUGCGCUGGAUGAGCUGGAAGGCUUCUUCAGCAAAGAGUUUGGUCCAGAUGAUUCCGAAGGCGAACUAACCAGGAACAACGAGCUAAUUGCUAUUGUGAAAGGAGGCCUGAAAAUGCUACCUGUUUUUGGAUCUGAGCCACAAAGCCGAGCUUUUGAGAAUCCCAAAUGCAUUGUGCAAACAACCUCCUGGUCCCAGUGCUCAAAGACAUGUGGAACUGGCAUCUCCACAAGGGUUACCAACGACAAUCCUGACUGCAAGCUCAUCAAAGAGACCAGGAUAUGUGAAGUGAGGCCAUGUGGCCAGCCUAGCUAUGCCUCCCUAAAGAAGGGAAAAAAAUGUACCAAGACUAAGAAGUCCCCAUCCCCAGUGAAGUUUACUUAUGCCGGAUGUUCCAGCGUGAAGAAGUACCGCCCCAAGUACUGUGGCUCCUGUGUGGAUGGCAGGUGCUGCACGCCCCAGCAGACCAGGACUGUCAAGAUCAGGUUCCGCUGCGAUGAUGGGGAAACCUUCACCAAGAGCGUCAUGAUGAUCCAGUCCUGCCGAUGCAACUACAACUGUCCGCAUGCGAAUGAAGCUUAUCCCUACUACAGACUAGUCAAUGACAUUCACAAAUUUAGGGACUGAGUUGUGUUGGGGGUGGGAUGCUAAACAGAAUGUUGAAGUAACCAUCCAUGGAGAAAGGACCUUUGAUGGAAAUGGUGCCUUGCCCAUUUGAGGUCAGCAUUGAGAUGUUACAAGAGUGCACUGUGCAACUGGACACUAAUGCAACAGAGAUUUAAGCAUACUUAAAGCUUCAUAGUACUGGAGCAACUUUACUGCUUCUUUUUGGAGCACCUUAUCUAAUUAUAUACUGUUUUCUGUUUGUAAGUGAUCAGAUAAAUGUUUUGUUUUGGUUAUGAAAACAUCUUUUCUAUCCUGUUCAAUUUAACACUUUGCUUCUCCCUCUCCCUCCAUCUCUUCCCACCCUUUCCCAACCAACUUGGAAGUUACAUUCCUUCCUGAGAUGGGCACUUGUGGGGUGUUCAGUGGCAGCUAUUAUGUACCAACUGUAGUUUAAUGGCAAACAGAAAUCAGUUGUUUUAAAGCUGAGUAUUUUAUUUAUCAAACUGUAGCUUUUGUGUUUUUCUUUGAGUUGUUGUUUUUGUUGGUUUUUUUUUUUACCCCUUCCAGACCCUGUAAUACUGGAAUAAGUUGUAAAUGAUUUUAAUUUUAUAUUCAAUGAAUUCAAAGAAUUUAUUUAUGGAAUUAAUCAUUUAAUAAAGAAAUAUUUACC